This is a messenger RNA of Laccaria bicolor S238N-H82, 399 nucleotides long. RefSeq lists its product as uncharacterized. The record is from RefSeq and is a predicted model, not a curated record. The transcript has 3 exons. NCBI's taxonomy places the organism in Eukaryota, Fungi, Basidiomycota, Agaricomycetes, Agaricales, Hydnangiaceae. The coding region runs from base 1 to 399 and encodes 132 amino acids.
AUGUGUCAGAAGCCAAAAGAAAAGGUUAAUUGCCAGUAUUGUAACUUGCCCUUUAACACACGCAGUAUCGGAGCACACCAAACUUCUUGCCGACGAAAGCAUGAGAAUGACUUGAGUGACAAGGCUUAUGAAAAGAAGUUGAGAAAGCAAGAGAAGAGGAGUGAACGGGAUGGGCUUAUUUUGCGUGGGAGAGAGACAAUCAUGCAAACAAGUCAUCAACUAUUGGAUAUUGAAGCUCUGAAUCAGCCAGACGAAAGCUCAGGAUCUAGAUCAGUCAUGGUCACAGGCAUUGACAGUGAACCUGCUCCUAUAGAAAUUGAAGAUAGUCCUCCUUUAUUUAGCACAGUUGGCAACCCAGAGCCUUGUAUGUCAUACUCUAUUAUAUCUUGGUAUCACUAA